AAGAGUUGCCAUACUGAAGAUUCUUAAUGCCAGAUAAUCAACCUACUGCCGAAUAACCAUGAGAGAGACGAGGUAGCUGCCCAAGUGUGAGAUAAAAACUGAUUUCAAUGGAUACAAAAUAUAAAGACGAUUUAUUUAGGAAGUAUGUACAGUUCCAUGAAUGCAAACUGAAUGCCUCUGACAACAAGCAGCGUCCUAUUAAUGAUGAGUAUUUGCGAGUGGCAGCGCAGCCUUACUUUUGCCUUCCCAAAAUUGAUCCCUUUUAUAGAUUCCGGCUGAUAAAAUUUUAUGAGAUGGCUGAAAACUCACUGAGAUCUGUGAAAUCCUCAAGUUUACAUUCUCUCCAUAAUGCAUUCAGCAUGCUCGAGACAGUUGGGAUUAAUCUCUUUCUUUACCCCUAAAAGGAGUUCAAAAAUAUUAAGACCUACACUGGACCCUUUGUUUAUUAUGUAAAGUCUGCUCUAACUGAAGAUGAUGUAAGGCAGAUUUUGAACUACAUGGGCUAUGUCCAAGAACUGGGAACAAUGUAUAAGCUCAAAGAGCAGGUUGAUGCCAUUCAAGUGAAAAUGGUUUCAUUUGAACUCUUUUUGGCCAAAGUGGAAUGUGAGCAGCUUCUUGAAAUUCACUUGCAAGUGAAGGAUAAAGGUUAUUCAGAGAUUGAUGUCAUAAAUGAACGAAAAAAUAGCAAUGAAGAUGUUAGAGGCUGCUCAGAAGCCAUGAAACGGCGUGUAGAGUGCAAAGAAAACUUAAACACUUCCAUGGCACGAAUGGUACUCCAGAAAUCAGCGAGUGAACGGGCCUCUAAAGAUUAUUUCAAGCCAAAGGUGAGCAAGCCUUCUAAAUCAGUGGACACAUAUGAUAAUUAUUGGGAAAGUAAGAAACCACCUUUGAUGAGCUCACUGAGUCUCAGGAAAGAACCAAUUUUAGUUGAUGCAGAAGAUGACAUCAAAGAUGAAAUUAUCCGUCCAUCACCCUCUCUUCUGACAAUGUCAAGCUCCCCACACGGGUGUUCAGAUGAAUUCUUGCCAACUUCAUCUCAUCACAAUGGCAUGCUAAGAACAAAUGUCCCUUACAGCUCCUAUUUUUCUGCUCAAGAGGACUUAGAUUUAUAUACUGAUCCCGAUUCUAGAAGUAUGUUAAAUUUUAAAAGACAAGAAGCUAUUAAGCCUGAUGUAUGGCUGUUAAAAAAUGAUGCCAAUCCCGUUUACCACAAACACCCACUUAGCCAAGAGACAGCUUCCCUCAAGUGCCAAAACUGUGGCGUACCUUGUGGCACUUCUGUUUGCCAAAAGUGUGACAAUCUGUUCAACUCUAGGCAGGAAUACCCAGCAGUGAAACAGAGCACCUAUUCAAUCAAACCACUUCCAAAUGAUGGCUUGUCUCCUGCGUCUGCGUUAAGGGAGAAAUCUCAGUACACAUCACAGACUCAGAGUCAAGAGAGAGCUGCUCAAUUCAGUUCAAAAUCCAAACCUUCAGGCACCUCGCGCUGCGGCUUUUGUAACCGAUCUGGAGCUGCAAACACUUGCACGUUUUGCUCAAAAGUCUCAUGUGACACUUGCCUCAAUGCUUACUAUUAUGAUCCCUGCUGUAGAAAAAGCGAGCUUCACAGAUUCAUGCCUAACAAUCAGUUAAACUAUAAAUCAUCCCAGCUGUCCCAUGUAGUUUACAGAUAGACUUGAUUAGUCUGUUUUGGAGGGGAAGGAAAGGGGGAGGGGAAAGGGCUAUCCUAACUAAUGUUCUGACUCCAUUGAUAAGAAAAUACACUGACCUCUUACCAAAAUGACAUGUCCAAAUAUUUGGAAACCAUGGUUCAGUGAUCAGGUGCCAGUUCUUGAUUUUUGUGGCUUCACAGAUGCUGCAGAUACAUUAGAUUUCAUGCUGCUAUAAUUUAGGUAACUCCUAAAUGAUCAUUACUUUUCAAUUUAAA
Molecule: messenger RNA, 1927 nt
Organism: Aquila chrysaetos chrysaetos
Lineage: Eukaryota; Metazoa; Chordata; Aves; Accipitriformes; Accipitridae
Product: spermatogenesis-associated protein 2-like
Biological process (GO): regulation of necroptotic process; regulation of tumor necrosis factor-mediated signaling pathway; protein linear deubiquitination
Cellular component (GO): cytoplasm
Source: RefSeq, a predicted model, not a curated record